GGCUCAUCAUGCCUGCUAAGCCCCGCCCCCUCCCUCCCCAACUGUCUCUGAGGGAGCCAUGGCCGAAGAGAGGCGAGAGGUGUUUCUCGGGGCGCGGCAGCGGACUCUCCCCGCUCUCCCUGAAGAACAAGAAUGGAAGGCCCCUUUCUAUUUCAUUCAAGGAGCAGAUCCACAGUUUGGAUUGAUGAAAGCUUAUGCGGUUGGUGACUGUGAUAGUGGAGGAGAUGAAUGGGAAGAGGAACUCAAAUUAACUCAGCAAGCAGUGGGAGCAAUUAAUCAACUGAACCCCAAACCAAAAUUCUUUGUGCUGUGUGGGGAUCUUGUACAUGGCAUGCCAGGGACACCAUGGCGGGAGGCACAGAUACAUGACCUGAAAAAUGUUCUGAAAGAUGUCAACCCUGAAAUCCCUCUGGUUUUUGUCAGUGGCAAUCAUGACCUGGGUAAUACACCAACCCCAGAAACUAUUCAGAGUUAUUGCAAGCAGUGGGGUGAUGAUUACUUCAGCUUUUGGAUUGGAGGCGUCUUCUUCCUGGUGCUGAAUUCUCAGCUUUAUUUUGAUGGUUCAAAAUGCCCAGAACUGAAGCAUGCUCAAGAUGUGUGGCUUAGCCAGCAGCUCGCCAUUGCUGAAGAAAGAAAGUGCAAGCAUGCCAUUGUUUUUCAGCACAUCCCCCUGUUUCUAAGAGAACCAUCAGAAGAUCACAACUACUUCAACCUGGAGUUGUCCAUUCGGCAUGAGCUCUUGGAAAAAUUCCACAAAGCAGCUUUCCUUCUGCUUUCAAACCUGUCAGGGUUUGUGGAGGAUGCCAAGAUGUCAAGGAACACUGGAAAUGUCCAGUCACCAAGAGAGUUUGUCUACUAAACGUGUAAAAAGAAAAAGUUGUCUCAGCAACUUCAUACUUUUUCCCUUUAAUUUGACUCAAAAGCUUUCUCAUUAAAAGCAAAGUGAGAACGUGAAUAAAUGGAUGAACAAAAUAUGAGUGGUUCCAUCUUGUGGUCUUUAUUAUUACUUUAUUUUGGCUGAACAAAAAUGGCACAGUGGGAAGGGAGCUACACUGAACUGUGCUGAACUGUGACAACCAAGAUAUUAGCCCAGGAUCUGGAAACCUGUGAAUCUCUAGAUGAUGUUGAGUUCUAACUCCUGUCAUCCUAAACCAGGAGUACCAUUGAUAAGGAAGAUGGCAGUUGUAGUUCAACAAUAACACUUGGAAGGCACCAAGCUCUCUAGCCUAACAUAUCAGGUUCCAGAUAUCUGUGGCUAUUAAGCAUAAAAACUCCAGUAUCAUAGGCUGAAUCCCAGCUGCAACGGAGCUAUUGCUGUAUUUUGCUUUUGGAAUAGGCAUCUAUUUAGCCACAUUGAUUCUGAUUUAAGCGCAUCCUCAGUUGGACCCAGCAGGACUCUUCUCAUGUUCUUAUUACCUUGCAUAUAGAUCAGAAAUAUUUAUAAAUCUUUUCAUCCCUUGCAUCAUUUAGCAGAUAAGGACUGGGGCUUUCCCAUUUUUCAAAUGUGUUCAAAAGCUUUCCAGAAGAAAGUACAACCAGCAUCCCUGCUAAUUUGACAUUGCCCUUGCACAGGUCACAUUGGUACAUUUUAAUAUGCAGCAUUUUCUUUAAAACAACCUCAGGAUGAUGUGGUUUCACCAUCUGCUGUGUCACCUGUCAGUGCUUCUCUUGGAUUAUCAUUGGGUACAGUAUGUGUUUUCUUACCUUAUUAUCAACUAGGCUAUGCUCUUAGUUUCCAGCUCUAAUGGACUGAAGCGACCAAUCAAAAUUUAUGAAACACAACCAAAAUAAGCCAGGACACUUCCAAAUAUAAUUCUGAUAGCAUGCAUUCAUCAAAGUAUUUCAGCCAUUCCAUGUCCCUUUAAAAAGUCUACUUUUCCCCUGUUAUUUGCAAAGGGAAACUCAGUUGCUCCCCGAAUACAAGUCAAGGAGAAAGUUUCAUGCACUAUUAGACAGAAUUGUCUUUUCUAGCAUGACAAGUAUAAACAAGAUGCUACUCUUAUUUACAGUUGGUUUUCUUCCCUCCUUAGUGGGUUUACUUUAUUGGAAUAUUCUUUAAUGUGUGUCAAAAUGUAAUGUUAAAAUAUUCUGAAAGCUCUGCCAAAUAUUUUGAUUUGAUGAAGAAGAAAAAAGCCUAGUCUUGACUCUAAGAAGCAGGGUUUUUGAAGUGUUGCUACACUGAACUAUAGAUGCAGCUUGCAUCCUAGGUAGACCAAGUUUAUGGAAGUUGUGCUAAAUAAAGGAAAUUCAUUUUGAUCAAGAAGUGAAAUAGGGCAAGCUACUUCAGUGGCCGAGUUCAGACGUUGCCAGAGCUGGAAACUCAAAGUGGAUGUUUCACUAGCAGCAUCUGGCAAUUUUCUUUUUGCUUUGCAUUAUCUCUGUUGGAAUCAUUCAGCAGCUUCUCUUUGACAUAAACCUGCAUACAUUACAUGGAGCCAAAAAUGGAAAGCAGGUCAUAUGUCAUGGUUGCAAAACCCUGGUGCCAAUUUGUUCUUGGUACUGGCUCACUUGAGCAUCUCAGAAAGGAUUGUAUUUCCUCCCUUAAAAUGCUGCCAGAAGUGUAGGAAGCAACUGCUAGAUAGAAAUAAAUAUGAAGAAAAUCUUGGAGACCAUGAAAAAAAGUCCCUUCCCACUAUGUCCUGUAGUGGGAAACCUCUGGCUCAAGAGUUUCAUGUCAUGCGUUUAUCUAAUUUUCAGGCAGCAUUUGGUCCUUUGUCAUGUGCUUUCUCUCACUUUCUGCCGCUUUAAAAAUGGUUCCCUGUGUGGCUUCAUAUAUGGGAGUGUAAAACUAAUCCAUUAAUUGGGUAAAUCAAAGAUCCUAGCCAGAAGGGAGGGUUGGUGAGAUGUCAGAGGACAGAGUUGUAUUCUGCAACCUGCCCUGAACUGCAGAAGCCACUUUGCCGGCUUCAGGUAUGAUAGAGUUCUGGAGUUCAGGUAUGAUACAGCUGUGAGUGUAGUUGGCUUAUUGGCAUGAAUUGAGGGAGUUCAUCUUUGUCUCAGGUAGCAACAUGUUUCCAGUCAGCCCUAUGAUUCUAAUCUAUGAAUUCUCCUAUUCUAUGAUUCUCCGAUUCUGUCUGAAAGCAAACAAAAGUGGGACCAGAUAAACAAUUCUUUAAUGCCAUGGGGGGGGGGGGGAAGCUUUGUCUUCUGAUACCAGCAAGCGUAUCAGUAGACUUGAUAGAAAUCUGGAGGUUUG
This is a messenger RNA of Sceloporus undulatus (fence lizard), 3196 nucleotides long. RefSeq names its product calcineurin like phosphoesterase domain containing 1 (gene CPPED1). Gene Ontology annotation, molecular function: hydrolase activity. Bases 59 to 859 code for a protein of 266 amino acids. Lineage: Eukaryota; Metazoa; Chordata; Lepidosauria; Squamata; Phrynosomatidae. The record is from RefSeq and is a predicted model, not a curated record. The transcript is spliced from 4 exons.